Monomorium pharaonis (pharaoh ant) is the source of this 1420-nucleotide messenger RNA. RefSeq names its product odorant receptor Or2. Gene Ontology annotation, biological process: detection of chemical stimulus involved in sensory perception of smell; sensory perception of smell. The record is from RefSeq and is a predicted model, not a curated record. The transcript is spliced from 9 exons. Lineage: Eukaryota; Metazoa; Arthropoda; Insecta; Hymenoptera; Formicidae. The coding region runs from base 31 to 1278 and encodes 415 amino acids. Gene Ontology annotation, cellular component: plasma membrane. Gene Ontology annotation, molecular function: odorant binding; olfactory receptor activity.
GGCACUACGGACAUCUCAAGGGAAUACCAAAUGAAUCGUGCAGUUGAAGGGAGCUUUAUGUUACUCAAGAAUUCUGCUUCAACAAGUACCAACCAGCAAAUGGACGUCUUUGACACUCGGUAUCUUCAAAUUAACAAACUCUUAUUGUCGUACAUCGGCUUAUGGCCGAUGCAGUCUAACAGAAACACAAUUUUCAUAUGUUUUACGAUACUCGGUUUGCUGAGUAUGACACUGCCACAGAUCGCAUUUUUAUUCACACGUUUAAGAGAUUUGAGUGAUUUUUACGACAUUUUACCAACUUUGAUGGGUUCAUUUAUUUGUACUUUCAAAUCACUUGGUCUACAUUGGCAAAAUAAAAAAUUUAAGAUACUCCUUCAGCACGUGCGUCAGGACUGGUGUUUAUUGAUGAAGCACAAAGACAUUUGGAUUUUGAUGGAAUAUAGCGAGAAAAGCCGAAUGUUUACGCUCCUCUAUCUAAUUGUGACAACCGUGGGUAUAGCCAGUUUCGUGGCGAUACCAUUAAUGAUUCCAUUAUUCGAUCUUGUAUUUGCAUCAAACGUAACGAGGUCAAAGCGACUGCCGCAUCCAGCGGAAUUUUUUGUAGAUACGGAAAAAUAUUAUUAUAUUCUUCUGACAAUCAUGUUCGCAUCAUAUGUUGUAUGUGUUUUAAUAAUAGUCGCAUGCGAUACCAUCUACGUCGUGCUGCUACAACACACUUGUGGUAUAUUGACUAUGUUAAGUAACCGUCUAAAAAAAUGGGAAAUAGACGAUAAAUUAAAAUAUGUCAGAUGUAAUCCUGUAUCGAAAGGAGAUAAAGAUAUUGAGAACAUCGUACAGUGCAUACAGCUACAAGUCAGAACAGAAAGAUUAAUUGAAUUAAUUGAGUCAACGUUCGCGAUAUGUCUUUUUAUCGACUUUGGCUUUGGAAUUCUACUUCAGUGUUCUUCCUGCGUGAUGAUUGUAUUUCAUACAGACGUAAUCAAAAACUGUGUGCUUCUGUUUAUUCAAACCAGUCGACUUUUUUUCAACUACUGGAUGGGACAGAGACUACUAGAUCACAAUUUUCAAAUUUCUAUUGCAGCAUAUAAUGGAAUGUGGUAUGAAAUGUCUUUAAAAGCAAAAAAAGUUUUGCUAUUUUUAAUGAUGAAAUGUCAGAAACCAUGUUAUAUAACUGUGGCGAAAAUAUACGUAAUCUGUAUGCAAAGUUAUAGCACGCUCAUGAGGACGUCCGCUUCGUACGUAACAUUAAUGAUAUCAUUAAACUCGGAUGACGUGUAAUUAUCGACCACAUGGAAUUUUGUGGUUUAUUUGUGCAUGCCACAAAGAAAAAUAUUUAUAAAAAUAUAAUAGAAAUAUAAAAUAUUUUAAUUAAAUAAAAGUAUUUUUUUGUUUUAUAAACAAAAUUAGUCUUUUAUAAUCC